UCGCUUAUUAUACUAAUCAUAUCCCUUAAUUCAACGAAAAGAUGGCUGACGAAGAGAGGUCUCAAAUCGAUUCCCAGAAGGGAAUGGCAGUUGCUGAUAGUGCGAUGGAAGAUAUCAUUGAUAAGCUUAAACUUCUUGACUACGAAACAGAAUUUUGUAAUUUAGUGAAGCCUCCGUUUAAAUUGCUUGACAAGUUUUAUUUCCUUGGGCCUUCCACACUUGACAAUCCCAAUACUCAGUUCUAUUAUUUUACUUCAUUGUGUGCUUGGUUAAUAAAGAUGUGUGGUUAUGAAAUUCCUACCGCAGGCCAAUUCGAUGACCCCAAUGCAACUGCUACAACAAUUAUCGCACAAUUACGUUCUAUGAACCUACCUAUACCUAAUAUAGCACCAAAUCGUAUAAAGCAAGGAAGUGGGGAGGGCGUAUUAAUCAUUUUAUCUGUUCUUCUUGAUCAAGUAUUGUCUAAAAAAGGGUUUUCUUUUCGACUAAUUGACUAUUCUCAAAUUGAUAAGUACGAUGAACAUGCAGAUGUACCAAACGAUGACGAUGUUGUCAACGAUACCGUAGAAGUAGAGGACAAUAUAGUUAUAGAUAGUGAUGAUGAUGACGAUGUUUUUAUCCGAGGUUCUGAACAAAAGGAUGAAAAAGAGACUACGGGUGUUCCGGUAUCUUCGUCAAUUAAUGCAGAAGAAUGGAACUUGGAAGUAGAGCGUGUUGCACCUUUUUUACAAAUAGAAAAUGAAGUGUCUGACAACUGGCGCUCGCGUAUAGAAAGUGCCACUAUUCUUAUGAAAGCAGUAGAAAAAAUUUAUCCAGAGACCAGACAAAUGCUUGAACGCUUGAGCGAGGAUAUGGAUAAGUCAAGAGAUAGAAUCCAAAAGAGGGAACAAACUCUUGCUCAACAGUUUUCCGAACAGGUAGAAGAAUACCGUGUUAAGCUUCGUGACUUCAACAUUUCCCUUGACGCUGCUAAUUUAGUAAGCCAAAGCGUUCAACAACUUACGGUCGAACUCAAUCAAGUCAGUGAAUCAUUGGAUCAAACGAAACGAAAUAUUGAAGAUCGUGAAUCGAAAAUAUCCGACACAACUCCUUUGAUGAAAGUAAAGGAAGGUCUCAGUAAGGUGCAAGCUGAAAUUAAGCAAAUGACUUUGCGGAUCGGUGUGCUUCAGCAUGGAGUACUUCACUAUGUUAAGGAACAAACCAAGGUGAAACGUGAGGGAUCUUUUAUCCAGUAUGAAGAUGAAAUUAUGCUUGAUCAAGAAUAUUCUUAUUAUUAAGUUUAUUCCGUAUUUCAAAAUAUUAUUAUUAUUAUUUAUUUAUUUACUUCAGUCAUUACGAUACUACGAUUUUGAGUUAAAAAAAUUGUAUUCUGAAUAAUUUAUAUAAAAUAAGUGAUGGAAAAAAGAUGUACUAGGAAAUUUUAUAGUGUCUCUAAUGUAUUUCUAGCACUGCUUUCACAAUCUAAUAAAAA
This is a messenger RNA of Phytomonas sp. Hart1, 1471 nucleotides long. The record is from the annotation of a GenBank genome assembly. Lineage: Eukaryota; Euglenozoa; Kinetoplastea; Trypanosomatida; Trypanosomatidae.